GUUUGGCCCAAACGGACAAAAUGUUCUUCCCGCUGGAGUCCGUUUGUGCCAAAAGAACCGAAGCCAUGCCCCACCGUGAGCGCUCCAUGGCGGCGGCCUGAAGUCCGGCGGCGGCGACGGAAGCUUCAAGACCGGUGGCAGCGGAUCUUCCCCUAUCCGUUACAGCAAGGUCAAUUUCCAUCAUGAAUACAACUCAGAAAAUAGAACCAGCUGCUAAUGUUGCUCAACAAGCCUCACAAUUCAGACGAUGGGGACGAAAACAUCCAUUUGUUCGAUAUGGUUUGCCACUCAUUUCUUUGACAGUGUUUGGUGCAGUGGGUCUAGCUCAUCUUAUACAGGGAAGCAAAGAAGUAACGAGGGAAAAGGAGGAUAUGGAAUGGGAGGUUGUAGAGACAACAAAGGCUCUAAGCCGAACAGGACCGGUGGAAGGGGCCUAUAAGCCUAAGAAGCUCUCACUAGAGGAUGAACUGAAGGCUUUGCAGCAGAAGGUGGACAUAAACAACUACGACUACAAGAGAAUUCCGAAACCAAAUGAAAAUAAGUGAAGCAGUCCAUCUUUUUGUCCAUGAGUUAUGUUGAAUGCUGUCCAAAUGUCAAUGAGACCGAGAAGACAUUAUUUUCAGAACUCUGCUUUGUGGCCACCAGCUGCAGAGAAUUAGGUUGAGGAUCUUGAACUGUAGGAAUCAUUGUUUGUAGUGACACUGGGACAGCCGUGGAGAAGUAUAUGUAUGUCUACCUUGAGAUUUUUCAUCCAAUUUCGCUCCCAAAACGGACCAAUAAAUUUUAAACUGAGUGCUCUGGCAGGCUGGCAGCUGACCAUUCAAUAUGUAUACAUUUGUUCCUGUAAGCGAAUCGAGAUAUAUAUCACGACCAAUUGUUGGCAGAACACUAGAAAAAAUGGGGGGAAGUUAAAUCCUCCUAAACUUGAAAUUUGAAAGUUUGACAUUUGGUGUAUGGAUCAGA
Brachypodium distachyon (stiff brome) is the source of this 963-nucleotide messenger RNA. Its product is annotated as cytochrome c oxidase assembly protein cox16, mitochondrial. Gene Ontology annotation, cellular component: mitochondrial membrane. The coding region runs from base 183 to 545 and encodes 120 amino acids. The record is from RefSeq and is a predicted model, not a curated record. Lineage: Eukaryota; Viridiplantae; Streptophyta; Magnoliopsida; Poales; Poaceae. The transcript is spliced from 4 exons.